AUGGUGAAAGAAGCACUGCCAAUGAGUUAUUUGGAGCCUAUUGAAGCAUGCAUCACACAAAGCAUAAGGAAAGAAGAAGUGGACAUCUUAGAGGUUGUGAUCUCUCCUUUACUUUUUGAGCUUGUUUGCAGCAUGGAUAGCUACAUAGAAGUUGGAAAGAGGUAUGCAAACCAAUUUGAAUCAUUACCCCCACCUACUAAUAAGGUUUUACCUUCUAUUUUGCAAGCACCAGAGUUGGAAUUAAAGCAAUUGCCAAAACACCUUAAAUAUUCUUAUUUAGGUAAAAAUGAGACUCUACUUGUUAUCAUUGCCUCACACCUCAAACCAAAUGAUGAGAAGAAGCUUUUGAGAGUUCUAAGAGAGCACAAAACUGCAAUUGGGUGGAGCAUUGCAGAUAUCAAAGGCAUAAGUCCAACACUAUGCAUGCACAAGAUAUUAUUGGAAGACAAAGCAAUGCCUAAUAGGGAUGCCCAAAGACGUCUCAAUCCAAAUAUGAAGGAGGUGGUAAGGAAAGAGGUAAUUAAGCUUUUAGAUAUUGGUAUUAUUUACCCUAUAUCUGAUAGUAAAUGGGUGAGCCCAGUGCAAGUUUUCCCCAAGAAAUCAGGUAUCACAGUGGUGAAUAAUGAAGCAAACGAGCUUGUACCUACAUGGGUGACCACGGGCUGGAGAGUUUGCAUUGAUUAUAGGAAGCUCAACACAGCAACAAGCAAGGAUCACUUCCCUCUUCCAUUCAUUGAUCAGAUGCUUGAGAGAUUGGUUGGCCAUAACCACUAUUGCUUUCUUGAAGGAUAUUCAGGGUACAACCAAAUCGCCAUAGCCCCAGAGGAUCAAGAGAAGACGACCUUCACAUGUCCCUUUGGCACUUUCGCUUAUAGGAGGAUGUCUUUUGGUCUCUGUAAUGCCCCAGCCACUUUUCAAAGGUGCAUGAUGAGCAUUUUCUCCGACAUGGUAGAAAGGUUCAUUGAGACUAACCUUGUUUUUAAUUGGGAAAAAUGUCAUUUUAUGGUUAACCAAGGCAUAGUUCUUGGUCAUGUCAUCUCUAGUAAAGGGACCGAGGUUUCUAUAGGCGUUUCAUUAAGGAAUUUUCUAAGAUUGCGAGGCCUUUGUGCAAUCUUCUUGCCAAAGACAUGGAUUUUUUUCUUUGAUCAAAACUGUGAGAAUGCUUUUAAUGCUUUGAAGAAGAUGCUCACAACUGCCCCAAUCAUUAUACCACAUGAUUGGAGCUUGCCUUUUGAAUUGAUGUGUGACGCCUCAGAUUAUGAUGUUGGAGCCGUUUUGGGACAGCGAAUUGAUAAGAAGCCACAUGCCAUCUACUAUGCUAGUAGAACCCUCAAUAAUGCCCAACUCAACUAUUCCACCACAGAGAAGGAGCUGUUAGCUGUCAUAUUUGCUUUGGAAAAGUUCAAAUCAUAUUUGAUUACUAACGAGGUUAUUGUUUACACUGAUCAUGCAGCAUUAAAAUACUUGUUAGCCAAGAAGGAUGCCAAGCCACGACUCAUUAGAUGGAUUCUCUUAUUGCAAGAGUUUGACCUGGAGAUAAAAGAUAACGAAGAGGAGGAUUCAUUGCCAUUACAUGAAAGCUUCCCUGAUGAGCAACUCUUUUCCAUUUGUGCUUUAAAUUCUCUCAAUCCAUUGCCUUGGUUUGCUAAUAUUGUUAACUAUUUGUGCACUAAUGAACUCCCUACAGGGUUAUCUACGUUCCAACGUGACAAGCUUAGGAAGCAAGCAAUAUACUACUUUUGGGAUGAUCCAUAUCUAUUCAAGCAUUGCCCAGACCAAGUAAUUCGAAGGUGUGUGCCUGAAGGUGAUUUUAAGAGUAUUCUAGAGUUUUGUCACUCCCACGCAUGUGGAGGCCAUUUUGGAGCAAAGAAGACUGCCAACAAAGUGCUACAAAUCAGAUUUGGCACAUCUAGAGCAAUCAUUAGUGAUGGUGGCUCCCACUUUGUUAACCAAGCUUUUGCAGCACUCUUGAAGAAAUAUGGAAUCACGCAUAAGGUGGCAACACCCUAUCAUCCUCAAACUAGUGGGCAGGUUGAGAUAAGCAAUAGGGAGAUUAAGCACAUACUUGAAAAGACAGUGAACAUCACAAGGAAGGAUUGGUCGAUGCAUUUGGAUGAUGCAUUGUGGGCUUAUAGGACUGCUUAUAAGACCCCUAUAGGUAUGUCUCCGUAUAGGCUUGUUUUUGGUAAACCUUGUCACUUACCAGUGGAGCUUGAGCAUAGGGCUUAUUGGGCAAUCAAGGCCUUCAAUUUUGAUAUGAAAGCUGCUGGUGAGAAGAGGAGGCUUCAACUCAAUGAAUUGGAGGAGUUGCGACAUGAAGCGUAUGAGAACGCUAAGCUUUACAAGGAGAAAACAAAGCAAUAUCAUGACAAGAAAAUUUUUAGGAAGACGUUUGAGAAAGAGCAGAAGGUUCUACUAUUUAAUUCACGCCUUAAGCUCUUCCCAGGUAAGCUUCGUUCUCGAUGCAUUGGCCCUUUUGUUAUUACUAAUGUGUUUGAUCAUGGCGUAGUGGAGAUUCAAAAUAUUAAGGAUGGCAGCACCUUCAAGGUGAAAGGACAUCGGUUGAAACCUUACUUUGAUGCCAACUUUGAUGCCAAUAUUGAGUCUCAAGCACCCAAGGAGCCUCCACCACUCUCUUGA
Molecule: messenger RNA, 2640 nt
Organism: Prunus armeniaca (apricot)
Lineage: Eukaryota; Viridiplantae; Streptophyta; Magnoliopsida; Rosales; Rosaceae
Source: the annotation of a GenBank genome assembly